This is a messenger RNA of Phaeoacremonium minimum UCRPA7, 882 nucleotides long. RefSeq names its product putative methyltransferase protein. The record is from RefSeq and is a predicted model, not a curated record. The transcript is spliced from 3 exons. Bases 1 to 882 code for a protein of 293 amino acids. Gene Ontology annotation, molecular function: S-adenosylmethionine-dependent methyltransferase activity. NCBI's taxonomy places the organism in Eukaryota, Fungi, Ascomycota, Sordariomycetes, Togniniales, Togniniaceae.
AUGUCUGCGGCAGCGCCAUACGAGCCUCUCGCCAAGGAGGCGGCGAAGGGCUUCGCCAACGCCUCGGCCUACGAUGCAUAUAGGCCAUCGUAUCCGCCGGAGGCAGUUGAAGCGCUUCUGAAACAGCUGCACAUUGCCGGCCAAGCGCAUGCAAACGUGGUGGAGAUUGCCAGCGGAACGGGCAAGUUUACAGAGCAACUGGCCGCCCGACCCGAGAAUUACAAUGUCAUUGCAAUAGAACCACAUGCCGGCAUGCGCGCCGAACUAGAACGAAAGGCACUCCGAGAUGUCAAGGUUGUCGACGGCCAUGCUGCUAAGAUGCCAGUUGGGGAUGAAUGGGGAGAUGCGUGCAUUGCAGCACAGUCCUUUCAUUGGUUUGCGACAGAUGAGGCGGUGAACGAGAUUCACAGGGUACUGAAGGAGAAGGCGGUGUUUGGCAUGAUCUGGAAUGUUGAAGACUACAAUAAGCCAUCAUCGUGGAAGGCUACAACGGCAUGGGAGCAGAAGCUCAAUAAUCUAAUAUUCUCAACUUCGACGGAUGGGCGCCCUCGUUUCCGUGAUCAAGCCUGGCAAGAAGUGUUUCAGAAACAGUUGAAGUCAAACCCACUGCAGGUAAUUCGCGACACAUUGAUAGACAGGCUGCCCAAAUUCUCGGUGCCUCUAGGUCAGGACAGCGUGUCAUGGACCGUAUGGCUUACCGAGGACGCAUUAUGGAAUCGCUUCAACACGCUGAGCCAGAUCGCAGUGCUAGAGGGCGAGAAGAAGGUGGCUGCACAGGCAUGGUUCAAGGAGGCUUUGACGAUGGAUGACGUGGAGAGAAACGAGAAAGGCGAGGUAGCGGUUCAUGGAGUCACAUACUUUGCCUGGACGGAUAGAAUGUAG